AGAGAGAGAAAUCUGUCAAGAAAAGAAGAAAGCGAAGCGCAGUGCCGGGCUGCAUCUUCAUCCCAGCAGACCCCUCCCCUUCCCCCAUAUUUCUCUCCCCCCUUCCUCUCUCUGUCUCCCUGCCAGCUGAUGCUGACUGGAGGUGAAGCGCCUCCUCUGUGCCCUCGUCAUCCCAGCGAGAAAAAAAAAAACCUGGACGGACCCCCCGCAGAUUUGGAAUUGUGACACAGACUAGCCCAUCACUGGGUGACAGCGGAAGGGAAACUGCACAUUUGAAAGAGAACCAAACCGAACCAAACCGAGAGAGAGAGAGAGAGAGAGAGAGCUGAAUAAGACCGUACCCCGGUAACGCAGGGGGGGGGGGGGGAUCGAACAACUUCCAAACGGUCGCGUCCUUUGGAGCCGUCGCCAGCAGAGAGAGAUGGAGUACCCUGACGACUUCCUCCUCGCCGAACUGGGCCACCUGCAGUUCUACAACGACUCGUUCUUCGCCAACAACUUCAACGGCACCUACAAUGAGACCGAAGCGCUGCUUCCGACGGGGGUGAAGGUCACCAUCGUGGUCGUCUACAUGAUCGUCUGCGUCAUCGGCCUGGUGGGAAACUUCCUGGUCAUGUACGUCAUCAUAAGAUACACAAAGAUGAAGACGGCCACUAACAUCUACAUUUUUAACCUGGCUCUGGCUGACUCUUUGUUCCUGGCUACUUUACCUUUCCAGGGCACCGAUGUGUUUCUGGGCUUCUGGCCAUUCGGGAACGCUCUGUGCAAGGCGGUGGUGUCCAUCGACUACUACAACAUGUUCACCAGCACCUUCACCCUGACAGUGAUGAGCAUGGACAGGUACGUGGCGGUCUGCCACCCUGUCAAAGCGCUGGACAUGAGGACUCCUCACAAGGCCAAGGUGGUGAAUAUCUGUGUGUGGGUUUUGGCCUCAGCCUUCGGCGUCCCGGCCAUGGUCCUGGGAAAUGUCGAGGAGGAACAAGAGCAUAACAGCGUUGAGUGCAUCAUGGUUUUACCUGAACCGAGGACUCACUGGGAUCCCGUCUUCGGUACCUGCAUCUUCCUCUUCUCCUUCCUCAUCCCGGUCGCCAUCAUCAGCAUCUGCUACAGCCUGAUGGUCAAGCGUCUGCGCAACGUCCGCAUCUUGUCCGGCUCCAAGGAGAAAGACCGCAACCUGCGUCGCAUCACCAGGAUGGUCCUGGUGGUGGUGGCGGCGUUUGUCGUGUGUUGGACGCCGAUCCAGAUAAUGGUCCUGGCUCAGUCUCUGGGCUUCAACCUGACCAGCUUGUUCACCCUGGUCCUGAUGCACUUCUGCAUCGCCCUCGGCUACGUCAACAGCAGCUUGAAUCCUGUCCUCUACGCUUUCCUGGACGAGAACUUCAAGCGCUGCUUCCGGGAGUUCUGCAAACCCUCUCCGUUCCGCCUCGACACCCAACAGUCGGGCAGAAUGAGGAGCAUCGCCAGGGAGGUGGCGGCCGCUUACAGCUACAAGGCUGAAGGCAGGGGGUCGGGAGGAGGGACGCCGAAUCCAGCAUGACUAGGCGUGGAGCUCCCCUUGGUGGGGGUGGACCCCAAAGAGAGGGGAGAGAACCAGGGGACGGGGAACUCCAACACAGAAUUAACUCAGAUCACAGGUCUAUAGCGGCACGAGCCCCCCCGCCCCCCAACGAGAAGACUGGCUUGGGGUGGGGGGGAGGAGAAUGAGGAGGACGGGGUUGAAAGGAAAAGAAUUUAGGGUGGUGUAAGAAUGAAAAGCAUAGGGUGCUUGUAGGAUAUGGGUGGAGGGGGGUUGAAUACAUUGAAAGAUUUGAUGGGAUGGGUGUGGACAUCUAGGAAGGAGAUGCAAGAAAUGGGAGAGAUUAUUUCUGGAUCCUGGUUCAAGUAAUGAUUAUGCUCAUAACUCAACGGAGCCAGAGUCAAAUGUUUUUGAAUGUAA
This is a messenger RNA of Pungitius pungitius (ninespine stickleback), 1936 nucleotides long. It is a transcript of the gene oprl1, whose product is annotated as opiate receptor-like 1. Lineage: Eukaryota; Metazoa; Chordata; Actinopteri; Perciformes; Gasterosteidae. Gene Ontology annotation, biological process: sensory perception of pain; neuropeptide signaling pathway. The record is from RefSeq and is a predicted model, not a curated record. Gene Ontology annotation, cellular component: plasma membrane; neuron projection. The coding region runs from base 422 to 1537 and encodes 371 amino acids. Gene Ontology annotation, molecular function: nociceptin receptor activity; neuropeptide binding. The transcript has 6 exons.